AGAGGCGACUAAAAGUGGACUCUCUCUCUUACCGCAUAUGUCGUUAGAAGGUCCACUGCUCAAAAUUAUCGAAAAAUUCCAUUACACACCCAACUUCUACUUCCUUUUUUACACACAUCGAUCCAUCUCAUUCUUGCUCAUUUUCUCCCCCCUUUUUCCCCCUGGAAACUCCACUCUCUUUCCUUCUGUUGUUGAUUUGCUGUAAUACUAAUUUCUUCACAUAAGAGGAGAGAGAAAGUUAGAGAGAGAGAUUGGCUUUCUUUGAUUGUUUUCUUUGCUCUGAUUGUUUCCGCCAUGGGUUGCGUAUCUUCCCGCGAUAAAGGUGCUGCUGGUAGCACUAAGAGGGUUCGUAAACCGAAGCCAUGGAGGCAUACUGAAGCGAUUACUAGGACACAACUGAAUAGGAUGCGUGAGGAAUUCUGGGACACUGCACCACACUAUGGUGGCACGCGAGAAAUCUGGGAUGCACUUCGUGCUGCUGCAGAAGCUGAACUGAGCAUGGCACAGACAAUUAUCGACAGUGCUGGAGUGAUUGUGCAAAACCCUGACCUGACUCUUUGCUAUGAUGAGAGAGGUGCAAGAUAUGACCUGCCGAAAUAUGUUCUAAGUGAACCAACCAACUUGAUCCGUGACAACAAUGACUCUUGAGAACUGAAUAUGACAAACCAAAGUUGAGAAGACUGUAAAUCAUGUAAAGCAAUACUAAAGUGGAUUUUUUCGCGUAGACCCACAGGGAUGUCUCCACAUUUUUUCUGCUGUAUGGAAAUAGGCUCAUUGACUCCAACCCAGCUACUGUGGGUGGUGGUUCUAGAUAAUUCCGGAGAAACAUGUAGUGUACUAUUGCUUCUGGUAUCUGUUGCAUCUUCAUGUGCUAGAGGUGGCAGAUGAACUAAGAUACUCAUUGCUCUAUGUCUGGUGGCAAUUCCACAGAUGGAGUUUCUUGCUCUGCAAAUAUUUCAUUAACAAUUCACAAUUUUAGUGUUGUAGGUUUGUAGCAGCCAAGUACAUUCUAAUCACCUUCUGCUAUCUUUUCUUUUGCCAAAUUUUUUAUAUCAGAAGUAUAUUGUUAGUGUUUUA
Molecule: messenger RNA, 1077 nt
Organism: Beta vulgaris subsp. vulgaris (sugar beet)
Lineage: Eukaryota; Viridiplantae; Streptophyta; Magnoliopsida; Caryophyllales; Amaranthaceae
Exons: 4
Coding region: 295-648 (117 amino acids)
Source: RefSeq, a predicted model, not a curated record